GAAUUUGAAGCAGAAAUUAUUUGAGAAGAAGAAGAAAAAAAAAAUCCAAUCUUUUAUUCUCCAAUUCUCCCCCUCUCACAUCUCACUCUUCCUUUUUUCCAAUUUCCCACAUCCAAAAAAAUCCUAUGAUUAUGAUUUCUGAUUCAUAAUGAUUUCUCAUCUUUAUUUACUCAUAAAUUUAAGAAAAUUAUAUAUUAGUAGUAUGAUUUUUAUAAUAUGAUCCCUACCCACCAGUACCAGUACCAGUACCACCUUCUAAUCCCAUCUUCUUCAUCUCCCACCACCACUAACUUUCUCUCUCUAACUAUUUCUUUGUUGUUCUUGAUGGUUACAUCCACUUUGUACUCUUAGUUGUUUUUUUUUUUUACUUCAAAAAUAAAAAAAACCCUCAAUUUUGUCUUUUGGUUCUUUGAUUAUUAAUAUUAUUUCUUGGGUUUUUUUUUCUUUUUUUGUUCUAAUCUGGUAACCCUUCUUUUUGUUUAUCUUUAAACAAGCAUAGAAAGAAAGAAAGAAGACAUUUUUGAUUAGUUUUGGGGGAAUCUUGAUUAGAUUCUAGGUAUAAAACAACAAAAAAAGUUUGAUAUAAAAAAGGGGUUUAUACCCAAUUGCAAAAAAUGGGGAAUGUUAAUGGCAGAGAAGAUGGUAAUGGAAGCCCAUCUGGGUCUGGUUUACUUGUUGAAGAAGAAGAAGAUGAAGAUGAGAUUAUUACUGUUGCUGCUUCUUCAUCUUCUGCUUUGAUGGGUCACUCUCCUCCUCAAAGUCCUAGAACUGUUCAAUCUCCCCUCAAAUUUGCUCCUCAGCCCCCUGUGGCUCCGAUUCAAAAACCUGAUGAGCUGCUUAUUGCAAAUCCAUCAUGGUUACAAACGUCGUCGCCUGAAGAAGAGAUGAGCUAUGAGCAAGGAAUUCCAACUAUGAUCAUUUGGAGUUAUGGUGGCAAGGAAGUCGUUGUGGAGGGUUCAUGGGACAAUUGGAAGACAAGAAAAUCUCUACAGCGAUCAGGAAAGGACUUUACUCUCAUGAAGGUUCUGCCAUCAGGAGUUUACCAGUAUAGGUUUGUUGUUGAUGGGGCAUGGAGAUAUGCACCCGAUAUACCGUGGAUCCAGGAUGAGACUGGAAACUAUUUCAAUGUUUUGGAUUUACAGGAUUAUGUCCCAGAAGACACAGAGAGUAUAUCAGGAUUUGAGCCACCACAAUCUCCGGAUGGUAGCUAUAACAACACAGAACUUAACCAAGAAGAUUUUGCCAAGGAACCACCAUUUGUUCCUCCACACCUUAACCUGACCUUGCUUAAUGUGCCUUCUCUGUGCACAGAGGCACCACCACCUUCUCUUUCAAGACCUCAACAUGUGGUUCUUAAUCAUCUUUACAUGCAGAAGGGAAAAAGCGGUCCAUCUGUUGUCGCACUUGGUUCUACACAUAGGUUCAAGUCCAAGUAUGUGACUGUUGUACUCUACAAAUCUCUGUAGGGAUAUGUUUUUGAGAUACUUCAUUAAUUUAUCUAAAUCUAUAGAGGGUUUGGUUUAUAUUGGUAAUAGUGGGCAUAGAUCAGAACAAUGUACUGUAAUGUUGCUGGAUGAAGUAGACUUUUGAAGGCUCUCCAAGUACCAAAUUUAUGUUUGCUUCAAAUUGACCAACUCUGUGUGCUCUUUAAUUUUUACUCGUCAGCUUGCUUCUCU
This is a messenger RNA of Beta vulgaris subsp. vulgaris (sugar beet), 1676 nucleotides long. Its product is annotated as SNF1-related protein kinase regulatory subunit beta-2. Lineage: Eukaryota; Viridiplantae; Streptophyta; Magnoliopsida; Caryophyllales; Amaranthaceae. The record is from RefSeq and is a predicted model, not a curated record. Gene Ontology annotation, molecular function: protein binding. The transcript has 4 exons. Bases 615 to 1466 code for a protein of 283 amino acids.